AUGUUUUCCAUCUUGAGACCUGCAGAACCUCCGCGAACUAGCAAUGCUGAGAACAAUCCGAUCUCGUAUGAAGGCGGGCGGUCAUCCGUCACCUUCUCAGCCCCAGGCUCGCACUACAUCAUGACGCACAGGAUCCCUCCAACGAGCAAGGAGAAUGGGGUCUCCAUUAUCCAGCCGCCAUUCCACUAUCAUAUCUACCAAGACGAGUUCUUUCAUGUACGAUCGGGCAAAGGGCGCUUCUAUCGAGGGGUUGAAAAAGAGCCAUUCACCAUCUUGUCUGACGAGCCAGGCGGGCAGGCCACAGCGUCCGUCAAGGCAGGCAAUUACCAUCGGUUCGAAAACGCCACCGAGACACGAGACUUGGUUGUCGAUAUUCACCUGUCACCCGAGUCGUACGAGAACGAACAGCAGUUUUUCAGAAACUUCUUUGGAUAUUUGGAUGACUGCAAAACCGCCAAACGAGAGCCGAGCAUCUUCCAACUCUUAGUCUUCCUACACAGCGGCGAUACGCCUUUGGCCGUUCCACUCCCGUGGGAGUCCCUGGGCCGCAUAGCCAGUAGAAUUCUGCUUACAUCGGGCGCCUACUGGGGUCGAUGGAUUCUUGGAUAUGAACAGAGCUACGUGGAGUACUACGAUGGGAAGAAACUGAGGUGA
Messenger RNA from Aspergillus puulaauensis, 654 nucleotides. RefSeq names its product cupin domain-containing protein. Bases 1 to 654 code for a protein of 217 amino acids. NCBI's taxonomy places the organism in Eukaryota, Fungi, Ascomycota, Eurotiomycetes, Eurotiales, Aspergillaceae. The record is from RefSeq and is a predicted model, not a curated record. The transcript has a single exon.